Pyrus x bretschneideri (Chinese white pear) is the source of this 1262-nucleotide messenger RNA. RefSeq lists its product as uncharacterized. The coding region runs from base 86 to 1141 and encodes 351 amino acids. The record is from RefSeq and is a predicted model, not a curated record. Lineage: Eukaryota; Viridiplantae; Streptophyta; Magnoliopsida; Rosales; Rosaceae. The transcript has 9 exons.
AAAAUAAAUAAAAAAUAUAUAUCUGAUAGAAAAUAUAGAUCUCUGCAACUUUUGUACAAAGUAAUUGGUGCCAGUGGCUAAGUUGAUGAUGGCUUCCUCCACAUCCCCAAACUGCUUGUUUCACUUCAGCUCCCUUUCUUCUUCUUCUUCAGUAUCCAACUCAACCACCACCACACAUUUGCCCUUAUCUUCUUCUCACUCUUUCUUCAAUGGCUGCAGUGCAACUUCCCUCACCAAAUCUUCUUCCUCUUCAAGAAUAUCUGCCAAGUUUGAUAAGUUCCAAGGUAUGAUUCCCCAGGAAAUUCUUCAAGAUGCCACACCACCACCAUCUCUAGAAGCUCCUGAGGAAGAAGAUGGCGAGCAGGAAGAUGAUGACAGCUGCUUGCCUUCUGACUUGGAGGGUGCAGUGCGUCAAUCAGGUGAAGCAAGUGCAGAUUUUGUGUCUUCAGGAGGAAUGAGAGCCAUAGUUGAGCUUUUGAUCCCUCAGCUGCAAUUUCUAGACGAAGAAGGUGCACAAGCUGAGCUCUGGGAAUUGUCGAGGGUUUUCUUAGAUACGCUGAUUGAAGAAACUGGCGGUCAGAGAGUUAAAGCUGUGUUUCCUGAUGCUGGUGCGGCAGCGCUUCUAAAACACCGUUGGAAAGAUGCUGCUUUUGGAUUCGCCAGCUUAAGUGACCGAAAGCCUAUAACGAGUGAAGAUGAGAUUGUGGUUAUGGUUGUUCCUGAUUACCAGAUGUUGGGAUACGUCGAGAAACUUGCAGCUACUCUCUCAGAUGACCCGCCAAGGCCUCUCAUCAUGUGGAACCCCCGUCUCAUCAGCGAGGAUGUAGGAGUUGGAUUCAAUGUUCGAAAGUUAAGGCGGUACUUUCUCAGAACUUUUACGACAGUCUACUCAAUGAGGCCUAUGGAAUCUGGUGCUGUAUUUAGGCGUUAUCCAGGGCUAUGGAAGGUGUUCUACGAUGACAAGGAUAGACCGAACAGAUACCUGCUCGCGAAAGAGCUCAUUCAGCGCCCCGACGCUGAAGAACUUGAGAUGAUAUUCGGAAAUGUAGAUGAGAGCUCAGAGAAGGGCCAAUCUUUGUUUGAUCAAGCUGCAGGGAUGUUCUCUUCGCUAAAUCGAUUUAUGAGGGUCAUUUCAAGAUAGAAUUAUAGUCUGCUUUGAUCCAUCUCCUUCACUGUAACGCGAUUGUAUUAAGUGUUUGCUUUACAUCUGAUAUUUUCCGUCGAAACAAAUGAAAGAAAGAAAACUUCACAUUUUCGUAUCA